UUAGCGGGCUGGGGGGACAAGGAAACACCCCCUCCCCCUGGAGCAGGACGCCCCCUAGAGCGGCUGGCUGCGGCAACAGCCCGCCUCCCAUUGGCGGACACCGGGAGGGGCACGUGGUGCUCGCGGGCGCCGUGACGUCAUGGCCCCUGUUUACCGGGCGGCCGCAGCGUGACUGAGCCCGGCGGCAGCGUGACGCAAUGGAGUGGGACGGCGCGAGCUCGGUGAUGAAAUCCUCUCGUGGGUUCAAAAACAAACCCCGGAGGCAAGUUGUAUAAAACGCCCCGCUGUUAAAUCCUCCCUCGAGGUCUCUCUGGUUCAAGUGAAGAUUCCUCAUCCAUCACCUUCCCCCUCAGCUGGUUCUGGGAUUUCCUCAGAUGGAUGCCACUUGAUGAUAUCAUCCUCCAUACCACACUCCAAGCGUUUAUCUCAGGUGAGCAAGAAAAUGUAGUGGAACAGAAGCAGGGAAGAGCCUCAAGCGGUGGAACAGAGGGUUCUGUCUGCUUGGGAUUUCACCCUCCCUGUCACACUGUCUCACAAUGUCAAAGAAGGGUGCCAGUAUUCGAGCUAAGGGAGAAAAGCCUGAUGCCUUAGCUGCCUUACAAGCUGCCAAUGAAGAGCUCAGGGCAAAACUCACAGACAUUCAAAUCGAGCUCCAACAAGAAAAGAGUAAGGUCAGCAAGUUGGAAAGGGAGAAAAACCAGGGAGUUAAGCAGAUCAAAGAGCACGAACAGCAUAAAAGCACAGUCUUGGUAACAGAACUUAAAGCCAAACUUCAUGAAGAAAAAAUGAAGGAACUCCAGUCUGUUCGAGAAGCACUUUUGAGACAACAUGAAGCUGAGCUUCUUAGAGUCAUAAAAAUUAAAGAUAAUGAAAUCCAGAGACUACAGGCCCUUCUUAAUACAGUACGAGAUGGGGCUCCUGAUAAGGUUAAAACAAUGCUUCUCACAGAAGCAAAGGAAGAGGCCAAGAAAGGGUUUGAAGUGGAGAAAAUAAAAAUGCAGCAGGAAAUUUCAGAGCUAAAGGGGGCUAAAAAGCAAGUGGAAGAAGCUUUAACUUUGGUCAUACAAGCUGACAAAAUUAAAGCAGCAGAGAUAAGGAGUGUCUAUCACUUACACCAAGAGGAAAUCAGCAGGAUCAAGAGAGAGUGUGAAAGAGAGAUCCGCAGACUGAUGGAGGAGAUAAAAUUUAAAGACAGAGCAGUCUACGUGCUGGAAAGAGAGUUAGGGGUUCAAGCCGGGCAUGCUCAGAGACUUCAGCUCCAAAAGGAGGCUUUAGAUGAACAACUUUCCCAGAUCAAAGAGUCUGAUCGGCAUCUGAGCAGCCCCAAACGGGAACUUCCUUAUGCAAGUGGUGCAGGAGACGCUUCAGAUCAUUCAGGAAGCCCCGAACAGCAGCUGGAUGAAAAGGAUGCCCGUCGUUUCCAACUUAAAAUUGCUGAGCUAAGUGCAAUCAUCAGGAAGCUGGAAGAUCGGAAUGCACUGCUGUCAGAAGAAAGAAAUGAGCUUCUAAAACGUCUGAGAGAAGCAGAAAGUCAAUACAAACCCCUCCUGGAUAAAAAUAAACGACUCAGUAGGAAGAAUGAAGAUCUGUCACAUGCCUUACGCCGAAUGGAAAAUAAAUUGAAAUUUGUAACACAAGAGAACAUUGAAAUGAGGCAAAGAGCUGGGACAAUAAGGAGACCGAGCUCUUUAAAUGACCUUGACCAUAGUCAAGAAGAAAGAGAAGUUGAAUUUCUGAGACUACAAAUUAUUGAACAGCAAAAUAUUAUAGAUGAACUCUCUAAGACUCUUGAAACUGCUGGCUAUGUGAAGAGUGUAAUAGAACGUGAUAAGCUUUUAAGGUACAGGAAACAAAGGAAAAAAAUGACAAAAAUUCCUAAGAAGCCGGUGGUGGAGACAUUUUUUGGCUAUGAUGAAGAAGCUUCCCUUGAGUCUGAUGGUUCUUCUAUCUCGUAUCAGACUGACAGAACAGAUCAAACUCCUUGCACUCCUGAUGAUGACUUGGAAGAGGGUAUGGCCAAAGAAGAAACAGAACUGAGAUUUCGGCAGUUGACAAUGGAAUAUCAAGCUUUGCAACGAGCAUAUGCUCUGUUGCAAGAACAGGUCGGAGGAACAUUGGAUGCAGAACGAGAAGUUAAGACGCGUGAGCAGCUCCAAGCAGAAAUACAUAGAUCCCAGACUCAAAUAGAAGACCUAGAGAAGGCACUUGCUGAGCAGGGACAGGACAUGAAGUGGAUUGAAGAAAAACAAGCAUUAUACAGAAGAAAUCAAGAACUUGUAGAGAAGAUAAAACAAAUGGAAACAGAAGAAGCUCGACUAAAACAUGAUGUCCAGGAUGUUAAAGAUCAAAAUGAACUCCUGGAAUUCAGAAUACUAGAGCUUGAAGAGAGAGAAAGAAGAUCACCUGCUAUCAACUUUCAUCACAUUCCUUUUACUGAAGGGAAAAGUCCUCUCCAAGUUUACUGUGAGGCAGAAGGUGUAACAGAUAUUCUAGUAGCAGAGCUGAUGAAAAAAUUGGAUAUUUUAGGGGAUAACGCCAAUCUGACCAAUGAAGAGCAAGUGGUUGUCAUACAAGCAAGGACAGUUCUCACACUGGCCGAAAAGUGGCUACAGCAGAUAGAAGUGACAGAAUCUGCACUGCAGCAAAAGAUGCUAGACCUUGAGAAUGAAAAGGAGCUGUUUAGUAAGCAAAAAGGUUAUUUGGAUGAUGAACUUGACUACCGGAAACAGUCCUUGGAUCAAGCACACAAGCAAAUUCUGGAAUUAGAAGCCAUGCUGUAUGAUGCCCUGCAGCAAGAAGCCGGAGCCAAAAUCUCUGAAAUUCUUUCACAAGAGGAGAAAGACAAGUUGAAGAGUGCUGUAGAACAAUGGAAACGCCAGGUUAUGAGUGAACUCCGAGAGAGGGAUGCCCAGAUUCUGCGUGAAAGAAUGGAACUCAUUCAACAUGCACAACAGAGAAUUAAGGAGCUAGAAGAAAGAAUUGAAGGUCAAAAAAGACAAAUAAAAGAAUUAGAGGAAAAGCAUACAGAAGAAGCUAGAAAUGCUUAUACUGUUAUUGAGCAAGACAACUUUGGUUGCCAAGAUGGAAAAGGACAUUACAAUUUCAAGAUAUUCAAAUAUAUAUUCUAUUUUGUCACUGAAGAUUUAAUUUUUUUGACCAUUUUAGACAGAAGAUGAAUUAGGAUUUGUGGGAAUUUCUUAAUCUGGAGUCUGCUUCUUUGGCAUCUCUGACUGUACAUUUUUAUAAGCUAGAAUUAGAACUGAAAAAGAAGAAAGCCAAAAAAGACAUUUUAUUAAGUAUUACAGGCUUCUUUAAGGGAAGCCCCAUCUCUGCUGCUUGAAAUAAAGGCUUUACAUAAAGAGCAGUAUACUAAUUCAGAUAAAGUGAAUAUAUUUUGGUUCCCUGCUAAGCAGGUAGUAAACUGCUUCUGUAAAGAAGUAAUCAUGUCCUGUUUUUUGUCACCCAUUUAUAUUUGUUAUUUGUAGUUAUUUAAAUAUAUGUCUUGAAGGAAGUUUUAAAAAGAGUUCCAGAUUAGUCAUGGAUGAAAACAUAAAUGUGAAUUGAAGUGUUUUGUUCCAAGAUGUUUUGCAUUCAUUUCAAAUGGAAAGUAGAACUAAUUUGUUUGAUGAAAAUUCAGAAGAAUGUGUUUCUUUUCCGUAACACAGGGUAUGUAUCAUGAUUUGCUGAAUAUCCCAUUUACUUGGUGAGUGAGAAGCAUGUGGCUAAAUACUUUGAGCCUUCAGAAUUUAAAGUUUGCAUUUUGUUCUGAGGUUUUAGUAAACCAAUUUUUGCAGCACUAAGAGAAAAAUGGCACAACUAUAUGUAAUUUACUUAAGUUCCUGAAUGGCAAUGGAGCAUUUAUCAUCCAACUGGAACUUUCAACCUGAAAAGGAAAUAAAAAUGAAAAUGUCUCCUCACGAUCCACAUGUCCAGAGCACUGGAAGAUGGAAUUUUGUAAAGGAAGAGGAAGGUAUGAUUAAUUUGAGGGGGCAAAGAGACACAAGUAAUGAAGGAAGAAAAUCCCAGAAUGUAUCUUUUGGAUUUAAAAAUGACAGAUAACAAAAAUCAUGUCCUCUUUAAAAACAUGCAUGAAGAAAGAAAAAUCAGAAAGAAAGCACAAAGAUGUAUUUCACCAAAAAGAAACAAAAGCAACAGAAACUAAAUGCCGAAAUCAGGAUUUACCAACGAUUAUAUGAAAAGCAGCUCAUCUGGCCUUCUCCACAAAUACGAUGUGUUUAAAACAAAGACAUGAUUAAGAAAAUAUGUCUCUUGUUUUGGAAGAUGAGAGAAAGAAGAGAAACUGAAUUACUGAAAGAGAGAAAACAGCAAGUGGAUGCAUCCUUGUCUAACUGUGAUUUUAAUUGAGAUUUAUCUAAUUCAGUCUACCAAAUCCCAAAUUGUUCUGGACUAAAUAUCACCAUGCUGGAGAGAUCAUCUCUUUUGUAGCUAUUUCUUGUGUUUAUUUAACUCUGUAGGUACCUGCACUGCUUCCAGGAGUUGUUUGCUUAGUAACAGAGUUAAGAAAAAAAAAGUCCUCAGUAUUUAAAUGCUAUAAAAUCCACAGUUGUUGACACUUCUAAUAUAUAUAUGUUUCAAACUGAACUGGAUACAUAGAAUGUAAACAAGCACACAAAAGGAACAGAACCUACAAAAAAGAUGAGAAAAAUGUAUUGCUUAUAAAAAUGUUAUAUUUGUAGCAUAUUAGCAUGAAAAAAAAAUUAAAUCAAAAGGUUUGAGUUUUGAUACGGAAAUAUGACCAUAUAAUAGAAGUAAUUCUACUAAUUCUAGUUGGACAGGCUAUAAAGACCAAUAUUGGGAUUUGCAUAGCUGUACUAAACAUUUUACUUUUGCAAUCCAUGCUUACAGUAUAGUUUAAUUCUAAAUGUACAGUUGAUUUCUAUGUAGAUACAUGCUUUCUUAAAGUAUUUUAUUUACUUGGAACAAUGGCAAAUAGUAUAACAUCUUUAUCAAAAAUAUGACUGAACUCUAAUUAGGAAACCUUUGGAUUAAAGUUUGAUGGAAUGUACUAUGCAGGCAUCUGUAAAAAUGCCUUAAAUGGAAUGCCUGACCAUAGAGACCUAAUGUUCCAGGUGAGCUUAGGAAUUCAAAUGCUGCUACUGGUGAGGAUAUGCAUGGUAAUAUUUGAUGCACUGGUUAGAAGUUUAGAAUGUAAAGACAAGUAUAUUUGAAACUAGCUUAAAUACAUUUCAUUUUUGUUUACACAGGCCAUGCUCUUGCAUGUUGUAUAUAUGUCUAGAAUUCAGUUCUAUUUCUUCAUAAUUUACUCAUUCUUAAUCUCUGCUUUUUUAAAAAAAAAAAGUUAAGUGUACAGGACAGAAAAGCAUGUAAAUAAGUGAUUAUGCUAACGAAACUUUUAAUGUUUAUAUGUAAAAAAGUUAUGUACAUACAAAAGAAAAAAUGGCUCAAUGAAUGUUUUAGAAAUUAUUUCUUUUACGUGGAUGCAGAGAUGUUACAUUCAUAUACAUGUGCUACAUACUUCAAGCACAAAUUUUAUUUCACUGUCAAUUUUAAAUCAUUUUGGGCCCAAUAUUACUAACAUCCCUUAUGCUGAAUAGCACUUUCCUCCAUUCACAAUAACACUGAGGCCAAUGUCAAGUCAUUAUGGAGAAAGGCACUACUCUCCAUGAGUAAGGAUGACAGCAUCAGAUCCUGUGAUUGCUGCCAUCCUUUACACUUGUGGGUCUUGUGCACCUUUUUAAACCUGAUCCCAAAAAUAUAGGAUCACAGGAUGGGGCAUUAGCCUAAAUCUAGGUUAUUUAUAAUGAAACUUUUGAUUUAUGUAUUUAUUUUCAAACAGACCUUUUUCAUACAGACAAAAUAAAAAUAAAAACCUAAGAAACUAAAGCACUGGGCUAGAUUGUUAUGUGCACUAGGGAGUGUUUACUGCUUACCCUAACAAUCUUGUGUGGCAACUCCAAGUAAAUAAGAGUAUAGUAAGGGUUGAACAAUCCAGUCCAUCAUUUCUAAGUGUCGUUUAGAAUUUCCCAAGUCUCAACUGCUCUUUUCAGAUUAUUAUAAGGAUGAGGGCCAGAUUAAAAAAAAAAGAAUAUUAAGCUGGUUAUUAAUAUAUUAUAAGUAAGUUUUGCCUAAAAGAAUUUGAAAAGUAUGUGUAAAUGCAUUAAUUCAUAAUAAUAGAGUUUCUUAAGAGAUGCUGAAGUAGAAAUAAAUGUUCACUGUCUAGACUCUAGGUAAUACAACAUUUUGGGUUUAUAUGGCACACUAUAUUAAUUGAUGACAUAGCAUGUGCAUAGCAACACUUUUGUUUUUAUUAUGUCUAAACUAAAAUCCAUUUGAAUUGUAGCUUACUUUGUCAACACCUGUAUGUUGUGUAUUUCAGGCAUAUACCUAUUGUACAAGCUGUUGAAGGACUGUGGCUAUUAUUUGAAGUAUUCUGCUCUAGUAAUAUCUGUAGCCUUCAGUAUAUCCUUGAGUGCCUUACACAGCUUGUUAAUAAAAACACUUGUAGUUAAGAAAAUAAUAUACCAGAGAGUCAUUCUUGGUGGAUUGAUGUCAGAUCGCCACCAUUAAGAUCUUACAAUGGGCAGUGUGUUUUAGCACAGUAAUGGAUUUAGUUUAGACUCAGGAAGUCAUGUUGUGAAUACAUGUAUUAAACCAUGUAUUUAUUUAUUGUACAUUUUAUAAAAAGGUCUACUGUAAAUUUAUGCAAAAUAUAAAUUAUAUAAUAUGUUUUCUCUGAUGGCAGAUAUGCCAUCAGUUAUUUGUGUUCCUUAAUGUUAUCUUCUAAUAACCAUAUCCUUAAUACGUAAUGUUUGGUUCAGUGCUGAAGCAGUAAUUGACAGGCCUAAAAUAGGACUGUAUGUUGAUCAACUACAAAAUUUUACACAUAUUUUUGUAUUGUGAUUCAUAUGAUAUAUAUCAAGAGACUUUCUAUUCAUUUGUAAAAUACAUAAAGUAUUGUAAACUUUUAAUAAAAAAGUCUGUUUUAAACCU
Messenger RNA from Alligator mississippiensis (American alligator), 6972 nucleotides. RefSeq names its product Janus kinase and microtubule interacting protein 3 (gene JAKMIP3). NCBI's taxonomy places the organism in Eukaryota, Metazoa, Chordata, Crocodylia, Alligatoridae. The transcript has 24 exons. The coding region runs from base 537 to 3176 and encodes 879 amino acids. The record is from RefSeq and is a predicted model, not a curated record. Gene Ontology annotation, molecular function: microtubule binding; kinase binding.